UAAUAUUAUUUUAUUGUAAAUUAAUCUCUCAGGAGAGAGAGAUAUUUCAGUAUUAUAAAUGAUAUUUACAUAUUGCCAUAUUACAAUUACCUCUUUAUUGAUUCUACGUUAAUUAAGGAUCUCAUUUCAGUUAUGAAUGUAAUAUGAUCAAUGAUUCCGUUAACUGAAAUUGCGAUGUUAUGUUAUAUCUUACUGUACCAAUUACAUCAAUUAAUUAUAUCGUGUAUCAACUGCGGAAAUAUAUAUUAAAUUAAGUUAAAUAGUAAAGAAAAAUAUAUAAUAUUAGUUUCUAAUUUCAUUUAAUUACAAUUAAGAUUUAAUUACUAUUAAUAUUUGGAAAUCAAAAUCAUGAAAGAUAUUAAGAACAUGUUCUAACUUACACGCCUUCCUUUCGUAGAUUAUUUUAAAUGAAAGCGUGUACAUAACGAGACUCAAGACCAAAUAUUAUUAAGACACGUGCAAUAGAAGUAUAGUCUGAAGAAAAUACCUAACCGAAUCAAUACUGAAGUAUCCACGAUCAACACACGUACUCGUCGCGUCAAAACAACCCUCCACGUGGUGGCAAGAACUACACUUCUCUCCGCUACCCUCGAGACUACUCACCGUUUCUCUCUAACUUUCUCUCUCUCUCUCUCUUUCUCGCUCUCCCCUACCCUUGUCGCCAGUGUGCUCUUGCUGCUUACUUCGCACGGUUUGAGCUGGCCCGAUUGUCAGUCGGUCCCCGGCUCUGAUGGUGCAAGGAGCAUCGAGGAGCACGUGCCGCUUUCUCUAGCAGAGCAUCACAUGAGGACGCACAGAAGAAUCGAAUCAUCCUGAGAUUUAAAUUCUCUUACCGGGACGGACAUCCACGGGUAAAAGAUUUCCGCAUUCGACCGAUUCCGGACGAAAUUAAAAUUUCUAGACGUAACUUCGAUCUAGAAAUUGCAAGUUCGAGACCCGAAGUUCGAGGCAGGCGGCAAGACUUGGAAGGAAAAUAAGAGGAGGAGGAAGAAGAGGUGAGACGGGCGAGAAGAAGAGGUGUCAGUCGCUGUUAGUUCGUCGAUCGUGCCCGGCACGUGCGCGUACCUGGCCCCUCGUGCCUUCGAAAGAAGAAGGGUGCAUUGGCGGAAGGAGCGAAGAAGGAGAGAAGAAGAAAAGGAAGCGGCCGAAGCGGAAAGUGACGGCAGUGCGCUCCGAACCGUCAGGCGGAACGCUGAGAAAGAGUGCUGAGCGGAAUCGGUGCUCCCCUGCGUGCACAGAUGCGUGCCGCACCACGUGACUCUCUCGAAACACCCCCGACCGUUUCUUGAAUUGUACAUCUCACAUUGAAUCGUCACCAUCCUGUCGCAGUAAUCGCGGGCACUUUCGUAAUCGGUCGAUAAUCAUCAAUCGAACUUUGAUGACCGUAUCGGAUGGACGAACGUAAUGAGACACAGUGGUGUGACUCUUUGACGAGACCGGAAUGGUUCGCGUGAGGAUAGACACGCGCUGGUGCACGCGCGUGAAUUGAAGGUGGUCGACAUUAAUUGCGGUGGUUGCGUGUGAAUAAGGGCACGACGAUUCGUCGCGAGCGGUGACGACUAUAUUGUAUCAGUAUUCGAGGGUGGACCAAGAUGACGACGGCAUUGCAGAUUAUAUUGUGCCUGGCGGCUUUGAUCCCGAUGAUAGUUACCGAGGACAAGCCGACGAACACAGUCUCGAUUUCCUCGAGUUCGCAGCCGGAAUAUCAGAGCAACACGAUACAGAAACUGAUCAGCAUCUUGGGAAAAUAUGACCUAGACGAUCAGAGGGGACUGAAGAGGGUGUAUCUGAGCAACAGGUCGAUCACUUGCAACGAUGGAUCGCAGGCCGGUUUCUACCUACGAAAGUCCCACGGCUCCAGGCGGUGGAUCAUGUACCUGGAGGGCGGCUGGUAUUGCUACGAUCAGAAGAGCUGCAAGUCCAGGUGGCUGCGGGUGCGGCAUCUGAUGACGUCAACCCAGUGGCUCGAGACACGCGACGUUGGAGGAAUACUCUCUCCAAACGCGGACGAGAAUCCAUUCUUCUGGGGUGCGAAUCACGUUUUCGUUCCUUACUGCACGAGCGACAGUUGGAGCGGUACCAGGACUGUCAAGACACCGGAUGAUAUGUUUUCAUUCAUGGGGGCAGAGAUUGUGCUCCAGGUUGUCCGAGACUUGGUUCCCCUUGGCCUCGAAAACGCGAGCGCCUUUCUUUUGGCGGGCAGCAGUGCGGGUGGCACUGGCGUGAUGCUGAAUCUGGACCGCGUACAGGAUCUGGUGCAUCGCGAAUUGGGCUUGAGACAUGUUUCUAUACGUGGUGUAUCGGAUUCCGGAUGGUUUCUCGAUAGAGUACCUUAUUCUGCGAACGAUCUAUCACCCGUCGAUGCGAUACAGAAAGGGAUGGAAUUAUGGAAGUCUCGGAUGCCCACUAAUUGCGCGCUUAGAUAUCCUGACGAACCUUGGAGAUGUUUUUUUGGAUACCGACUGUAUCCAACUUUAUCCGCACCGUUGUUCGUCUUCCAAUGGAUAUUCGACGAGGCUCAGAUGAGGGCCUACAACAUGGCUGCACCAAAAACGAGGCAACAAUGGGAUUAUAUACAUAAGAUGGGUGACAGUUUGCGACAGACAUUCGACAAUGUUAGCGCGGUGUUUGCUCCGAGCUGUAUUAGUCACAGUGUUCUGACGAAAAGGGAUUGGAAGCUGGUUAAAAUAGACGACGUUUCCUUUGCGCAGGCAUUGUUCUGCUGGGAUCAAAUACCGGUCGCGAAACAUCAUAACAAUACUCACGCGCAAAUCGAGAGCAAUCAACCGUGCGGGAAGCCAUCGAAAAAGUCACUGCGUUCUGGUGCCAGAAAGGGAAAUGGUACCACGAUCGAGGAUGAAAAAAGUCAAACUGAAUCUUCCGCGGAAAUGCAAAAAGCUCGAUUGUCUGUCAUUGGUAAAAUGCAGGAGAACAAGGCGGCCUCCGGCUUGAGUCAAGAGCGGGAGAACAAGAAGAAGCGAAACAAGAGGAAACACAAAGGCAGAAAGAGAGAGAGGAAGGAGAGGAGGGACAGAGAGAGGAACAAAGAAGAGAAGACGAAAAAAGAGAAGCACGAGCGAAGGAAAGGCGGCGGUCGUCGAAAAGGCAAGCAAGUUAACGGCAACAACCACACGGCUAUGUUUAACGGCACCAGGCCACAACGAUCGGUAAUACCAUCGAGCAAACGGCAUUGCAUCCAGGACUGCCAUUUCCGUAUGAUCGAACGCUGCACUUGGCCGCAAUGUAACCAUAGCUGCCCCAAGUUACAUAAUCCCUUUACAGGCGAGGAAAUGGACUUUAUCGAACUGCUCAAGAGCUUCGGUCUGGAUAUGAAAAGCGUCGCGAACGCUCUCGGCAUCGACAUACACACGUUGAAUAGUAUGGAUCACGAGGAGUUGUUGAAUCUUCUGACACAACGGGCGAACUAACGAAGGACAUUCUUUCGUAAUGACUAUACACAGGGACAUUUCCCUGCUCGCUUAACCGACAUUUCCGUACUUGGUACUUGCUCCAAAGUCUGAAUUCAAUAUUUACUUGCAGUAUCAAACACCAUGCUUCAGACAAAUGCAAUACCACCGUACCACCGGUGCCAAUGUUACAGUGUGUACUUAAAUUCGAGAAAAUAUACUAUUGCUAACGCGCGUUGGGAGUUAAAAAUUGGGACGAAAAUCUAUCGACUGACUUAGAAGACACGUAUAAAGCAACAAAGAAAUUGUCUUUUGUCUUAAUAACAAGUUUUAUCUUAAUAACAACGGUCCGUGAAGGAAUGUGAACUAAGAUUCACAGUACAAACACAAUUCUAUGAUUUGCAUGACCAUCUUAAUAGUUAAUUUUGUACAAUUGUUUUACAAGUGUUUUAAUUUUGUACAAUUAUCUUAAUUUUGUAUAAAUAAUGUUUGAACUCGAAAAUGAUUGUGUUGCACUUCAACUGAUUGUGUCUUCGCGUAUCGCGGACUUGAAUUUUGAUUUAAAGACUGCUAGUAACUGCCGAUGACUCAUUAACUCCGUUUACGAAAAACAUGUGACCUCUGUUUUUUCUUUGUACGGCAUUUCGAGCGAAACUAACACGUUUGAAUUAAAGACGCGUUACACGUUGUUACGUUACGUGUUAUUACGUAUCUAACCAAAAUGAAUGUACAUAAUUUCGUAGGGAGUCGGCGUGUUUGUAGAACACGCGCUUUGCAGAACAGACGAGAAUGCCGAAUGAGUGUAACGAUUCUGAUUGGCGUUUCCGCCGACGAACAGAGAGAAGACGAGAGUUCUAACUCGGAAGUGUAUAUUUUAUAUUGUACGAGCACAGGAAUAUUUUAAUUUAUUAUAGUUCUUAGGUAAAAUAACCAAGCAUGUUUUACUACUAUAUUUUACGUAUUAAUUCGACAUUCACGGCGUGAAGUUUGUCGCUGAAAUCAGACCGGGUUUCAACAGAACCUUUCCAAAACAUCGUACCUGUUCGAAUGCAAUGCUUUUUGUCCCCUCAUUGUCAAAGGAUCCUUUUCCUCCAAGAAUCUCGAUGAGCUUCUGCGUUCGUCACGCGUAGAUCAAUCACAAAUUCAAUUUGAUACAUUACUUAAGGAUCAACGUAACUCAGUUACACGCACGGAAGACUGUAAAAAGGAUUUUCCAAUGGCAAACAGGACUGAUUUCCUCUCUUUUUUUUUUCUAUUUAAUGUCGAAACGGAAAUUUGCCAGUAAGUAACGACAACCCGACCGACAAAGCAGCUUCAUAGACUGAUUAAAUUAUCUACCUCAACGAAUCAAAUCGUAUUAACGUACUUCCUUCGUGUACUAUAAUUGUCAAUUUAGUGCAUCACGAAAUAACAACACUUAUUGUAAAUUAAUGCGCGUAAAGUAUUGUAUAUUGUAUCUAUGUCUCGAAUUUUGUAAUAUAGCUGCCAAGGUAAUGUUAUUUAUUUAACGUAGCGUAGAUUCCACGAUGGCAGCGGCAUACGCUCUUUGUCGUGUGCACGUAUGUAUAACAUCUCGAUGGCAUCGAUGGCAAUAAAAGAGUAUCGUAAUUAUAAAACAAUGUUUUACAAUUAUUUUUGUACAAUGAUUAAUUGUAGAUUAAAAUAAGUUUUACAAUAAUUAAUUGUACAAUAAUGAACCUUUCAAUACGUAUAGUGUACUAAAUAAUACAUAUAAUAUUAUAUGUACUAUUUUUUGGCUGAAUAUUACAUCAAAAUUCUAUUAAAAACAAUGGACGUACGAUAUUAAAUAAAUAUAAUAUUUCUAUGGAUCUAUAAUUAGAAUAAUUUUUAAAGACAUGUUACUAAUAAAAUAUUGUUCGAAAAUGAAUUUGCACAACUAGAACUGUAAUUACAAUACAGAAAUGCAAUUACAAUAUUUUUUAUUGAUGUCAUCGAUGCACCGAUAUAUAGGAAACUCUAUUUUGGGAUUUAAUUUACUUUCGUGUCUUUAAAUUACAAUCCUGUUUCCAUAAAUGUGAUCAGAAUAAUCGUACUAUAUUUCAAAGCUUCCAUUUGCAUUCACUCGUAUACCAUAACAUAUACUGUUAUCUUCUAAAGAAGCAUGACACUGUAAAUAAAUUGUAUAUCUGUUGUACUGAGAUAUAUAGUGGAGUCAUUUAUCUGUAUUGCCUUGACCCGUAUGGAGAUCAAUAAUGUGUAAUAAAAGUCCAUAUUAUUGUGUCCUGUCAUAA
Messenger RNA from Ooceraea biroi (clonal raider ant), 5659 nucleotides. RefSeq names its product palmitoleoyl-protein carboxylesterase notum (gene Notum). Gene Ontology annotation, molecular function: hydrolase activity. Lineage: Eukaryota; Metazoa; Arthropoda; Insecta; Hymenoptera; Formicidae. The record is from RefSeq and is a predicted model, not a curated record.